This is a messenger RNA of Aspergillus campestris IBT 28561, 555 nucleotides long. RefSeq names its product putative AP-3 adaptor complex subunit sigma. The record is from RefSeq and is a predicted model, not a curated record. Gene Ontology annotation, biological process: vesicle-mediated transport; protein transport. Lineage: Eukaryota; Fungi; Ascomycota; Eurotiomycetes; Eurotiales; Aspergillaceae. The transcript has 2 exons. Gene Ontology annotation, cellular component: intracellular membrane-bounded organelle. Bases 1 to 555 code for a protein of 184 amino acids.
AUGAUCAACGCGGUUCUGGUCUUCAACAACAACGGUGAGCCGAGGCUCACCAAAUUCUACACCCAAAUCGACACCCAAGCAAAGAAAGAAUUAAUCGGCCAAAUCUAUGAUCUCGUGUCGCGACGACCCCCGACCGCCUGCAACUUCCUUCCUCUUCCCCCGAUGCUGUCGCGUGGGGCCAUGUCCACCGUGGAGCUUGGCCCGUCCGAUGCCCCGACACAAGUCAUCUACCGGACCUAUGCCACGUUGUCGUUCAUCAUGAUCGCCACAUCUACGGAGUCCCCGCUGGCGCUGAUCGAUCUCAUUCAGGUCUUUGUCGAGUCCCUGGACCGGAUGUUCGAGAACGUCUGCGAGCUGGAUCUCAUCUUCGGGUUCGAGUCGAUGCACGCAGUGCUGGCGGAGAUGAUCAUAGGCGGGGUGGUGUUGGAAACCAACACGGAGAAGAUCGUGGCGAGCGUGCGAAGCCAAGAGGGUCCGGCGGCCAAACGAUCCAUCCACACCGCCGGCGCGAGUAUGGGGCGUGGUGGACUGCCUGGCCUGGGUGGCUGGCGAUGA